Molecule: messenger RNA, 1524 nt
Organism: Phytophthora nicotianae INRA-310
Lineage: Eukaryota; Oomycota; Peronosporomycetes; Peronosporales; Peronosporaceae
Exons: 2
Coding region: 1-1524 (507 amino acids)
Biological process (GO): DNA-templated transcription
Cellular component (GO): RNA polymerase II, core complex
Molecular function (GO): DNA binding
Source: RefSeq, a predicted model, not a curated record
AUGCCACCAAUGCCACCACUGAAGCCGGCCUCGACGGCCGCCACCGCCUACUCGACAUGCUACCCGGAAACGGAGGUGUCGCGCGUGUCCUUCCACCUGAUGAGCGGCGACGACCACGCCAAGGCGUCCAAUUGCACCAUCGUGUCCAAGGACCUCUUCAGCAACGACCGCCCCAUCGACCAAGGCAUCUACUCGCUCAGCAUGGGGACCACCUCGUACAGCUUCCGCUGCAAGACCUGCCAGAACAUGCGCGACCGCUGCCCGGGCCACUUCGGCGCGGUGCAGUUGCGCUACCCCGUCGUGAACGCGCUCUUCCGCGGGGAGGUGCUGCGCUGGCUGCGCCGCGUGUGCCACGGCUGCGGGGCCGCGCUGGGCAAGACCUCCUCGUCGGCGAAAGCCGCGUACCCGAAGGAGCCCAUAUUCCUGCUCCGGCGCGACGCGGCCACGGGUGAGGAGAGGCGCUUGUUCAACGACGAAAUUGAGCGCAUCUUCGACCGCGUGGACAGCCAGGUCAGCUACCACCCUUCCGCGCUGCUGCUGCGCACGGUGCCCGCGGUGCCCAACAACGCGCGCCCGGACGUCCGCAAGCUCAAGUCUUCCACGCGCUCCAAUAAUAAUGACACCACCACCUUCAUCAAGAACGUGGUCUCCACCAACGAGAUGGUGCCCCUGCUGCUGACGGAGGAGGACAAGGCCGCGCACGAACCCGCGCUGAACUUGCUGGAAAUCACCCACAGCAACAUGGUGCGCGACCCGGCCGGCACGGCCACUUCCAGCCGCAUCGUGGGCAGCAACGGGCAGGCGCUGACGAGCCUCGGGGCGCGCUUGCGCGGCAAGGAGGGCCGCAUCCGCGGCAACCUCGAAGGCAAGCGCUUUCAGCACGGCGCCCGCUCGGUCAUCUGCGGCGACAACAACAUCGACAUCGACGAAGUGGGCAUCCCCAUCUCAGUCGCCAAGGUGCUGCAAGUGCCGAUGGUCGUGCGCGAGUACAACAUCGACGAGGCCAUGACCUACUUCAGCAACAAGAGCUGCGCGUACCCGGGGUGCAGCAAGCUCGUCAAGGGCGACACGGGCGCCACCUACCACAUCGCCUCCAUGAAGGACGGCAUCGCGCUGGAGUUCGGGGACACGCUCUACCGCGACCUCGUCGACGGGGACGAGGUGGCCAUGAACCGCGCGCCGUCGCUGCUCUACAGCGCCAUUUCGGGCCACCGCGUGCGCGUGCUCGGCAACGGGGACACCUUCCGGCUGUCCGUCAACGUGGCCGACACGCUCUACGGCGGGGACUUCGACGGCGACGCCAUGAGCGCGUACCUGCCGCACAGCAUCGUCGCGCGCAACGAGUGCGGCCUGCUCAGCAACCUCAAGCGCUGGUUCAUCUCGCUCAAAGACAGGUCCCCCGCCAUGGGCGUCUACCACGACAACUCCAUCGGCAUGGCCGAGCUCACGCGCAGCCACGUGCCUUCUUCGCGUGCUCGUGGAGCCUGCUGCGGCGGGGAGCCGACAAACUCGAGAGCCUGCUGA